ACAAAGCAUUAUACCCGACCCUAUUUGUUAACCGGUUGUGGUAUUUAUGCUCUGCUCCAAUAUUAUGGAGAAAGGCUGAAUUUACCAGUGAUCUAAAAAAAUCAUAUAUGCGGUGGAGUAAAUUCAAAAAAACAAUGUGUGGCAAUCGAAAACCUCAUGCUUUAUAUUUACUUCGACUUCAUAUCUCUAGUUGCAAGGUCUCUAGUAAUGAGCUAUAUGGAAUUGCUAGAUCCUGUCCCAAUUUACGACAUCUAAAAAUCAAAUGGUGUUGUGGUAUAUCUGAUAGAGUUGUUA
Molecule: messenger RNA, 294 nt
Organism: Racocetra persica
Lineage: Eukaryota; Fungi; Glomeromycota; Glomeromycetes; Diversisporales; Gigasporaceae
Source: the annotation of a GenBank genome assembly